Molecule: messenger RNA, 637 nt
Organism: Fusarium graminearum PH-1
Lineage: Eukaryota; Fungi; Ascomycota; Sordariomycetes; Hypocreales; Nectriaceae
Exons: 1
Coding region: 22-153 (43 amino acids)
Source: RefSeq, a predicted model, not a curated record
CUCAAAGACACGAGCCAUCCAAUGGCGACCUGCAAUGGGUUCGGCAAGUUCCAGACCUUCCGUGGAGCUCCUCAUUGGGCACUGAAGCUCUGUACACAUCCCCUUGGAAACGAGUCGGGAAUACCCAUGAUCACCGCGAGACGGGUGUUCUAGACCGUCGAUGGCCCACGGGUUUGCGUGUCCUCGUGCUCUGAGCCACAAAGUCUCUUGGCAGAACAGAGUUGUUGAUCCUCGCGGUCUAGAACGGGCUGUGGCGUUCUUGCUGCCGGAUGCUGCGGCGCGUGUCAGUAAAUUUGAUCGCAACGGCUUUGCAUCUUAAUUUAUUAGUGGCUAACCUUGUUUGACUCGAGAAGCUCGAAGCGGGCGACGGACCGUUUGUGAAGCCCGCGAUGCAUUCGGUGGCAUGAGCAUGGGGGGAGGGGUGUUGGUGUUGAGGGGUUGGGAGGCUUUGUUUGAGACGCGAAAAAAGAAGAGUCCAGGCCUUCGUUGUGUUACGUUGUUUGUGAUUGCAGUCACACGAGACAUGGCUUGGCUGGGCUCGACUGGGCAGUGAAGCCCUACCGUUUGUCUCUGUGAUUGUAAAUGUGAACACGGAGUUGAAGGAUUGCGUUGUGACAUGGGAUUAUCUAGGGUAUGU